ACUCUUCACUCUCUCUGUCUCGUUAUCCCAAAACACAAGUAAACCACCAGCAGCAGCAGCCAAAACCAUGUCACCCGGUCCCGUCGUUGAGGCUGAACCCGCCACCGUUUCCACCACCGAGGAGGUCAAGUCAACUGUGGAAGAGACUCUGCAAAAGAAGCCUCCUCAGAACGAGGAUGAGCCUGUUGUGGAGGACGUGAAAGAAGAUGAGAAGGACGAUGAGGAUGAGGACGAGGAUGAUGAGGACGAGGACGAUGAUGAUGACACCCCCGGUGCGAAUGGGAGUUCAAAGCAGAGCAGAAGUGAAAAGAAGAGUCGCAAGGCAAUGUUGAAGCUUGGCAUGAAACCUGUUACUGGUGUUAGCAGGGUCACCAUCAAGAGGACCAAAAAUAUACUCUUUUUUAUCUCAAAGCCAGAUGUCUUCAAGAGCCCAAAUUCUGAGACUUAUGUCAUAUUCGGAGAGGCUAAGAUAGAGGAUUUGAGCUCUCAGCUGCAGACACAGGCUGCUCAGCAGUUUAGGAUGCCAGACAUGUCAUCUAUGUUACCAAAAUCAGAUGCUUCUACUGCAGCUGCUUCAGCUCCACCAGAGGAAGAAGAGGAAGAAGUCGAUGAUACUGGGGUGGAGCCUAGGGACAUUGAUCUGGUUAUGACACAGGCUGGGGUUUCUAGGACCAAGGCUGUCAAGGCUCUCCAGACAAACAAUGGGGACAUUGUCAGCGCUAUCAUGGAGCUUACUACUUAGGCUGGCUACCUGGUUACUCUCUUAUUUUCAGUUUAUGAGCUCUCAGAACAUUUAAUUAAUGGUGGUCAGAUUGGCUCGCCAUCUCCCAGGAGAAUUAUCCAUUGUGUCAAAUUUGAGAUUAUUGCGGUCAUUAUGCAGGCUUUUUGUUUUGGUAGUAAGCUCUCUUAUUUGUUAGACGUGCAGAUUGAUAUAAUCAACAAUAAUAAUUAGUUUAGAAAA
Molecule: messenger RNA, 961 nt
Organism: Populus nigra (black poplar)
Lineage: Eukaryota; Viridiplantae; Streptophyta; Magnoliopsida; Malpighiales; Salicaceae
Product: nascent polypeptide-associated complex subunit alpha-like protein 2
Exons: 4
Coding region: 68-742 (224 amino acids)
Biological process (GO): protein targeting to membrane
Cellular component (GO): cytoplasm; nascent polypeptide-associated complex
Source: RefSeq, a predicted model, not a curated record